UUACAGCUAAUCAAUUAGCUAAGCUUUGAAUCUGGAAUUUACCAUGAACUCUGUUCAACUGUUACUUAACGAAGACAAACAUUCCUGGCAAUUAGUCCAAGUUUGGCCUGGCCGUAAGUCUCCUCUCAAGCAGGCAUGGUAUUAACUGCUCCAACCGUCUGUGAUUUAAGCCUGGACAAAGCCGAGAGCGGAUUUUGUGCCCUGACAGUAGCCAAGUGUCCUCAGACCUGCAACAUGGCUAUGAACAGUCCAGGAUCACCGACACAGGACGAAAUGAGGGAUAAUACAACGAAUCAGUCGAAGAUGAAUGUGGCUGUGAGUGAAUCCAGCUCCAUCCACAGCGACAGACUGUACAGCAUCGCCAGAGAACUUUCUGGAAUGGGCCUCGAUGCGUUUGACUACAUGGAGGAGAGUUCACACUCGGUGGUCAACAACUUCUUGGACGGCAUGGCGCCCGAGCCAGGCAAAGGGCUGUACUUUGCUGACGGGAAGAGGAAGGUGGACUAUGUGCUGGUGUACCGGGUAACGUCAGUGGUUCAGGACUCUCCAGGACAGCACCGGCUCUCGGUCAUCUCCAACGGCAGCUUCCCCCGAGCAGGGAGCAAAGAGGCUGAAGCGGUGAAGGAGGACAAUGCUGAGGUCGUGGUGGACAUGGGACCGACCGAUCCGGCCGAGUGCGACAAGCUCAGGAUCCGAGAUGAGUUUGAGACCCACCUGAGAGAAGCAGGACUGCACAUCGAACGUGACAACGAGCACAAGGUCUAUGGCCAGGGAUUUGUCCGGCUACAUGCCCCUUGGCAGGUGCUAAGCAGAGAGGCAGAGUUUCUCAAGAUCAAGGUGCCCACCAAAAAGAGCUAUGAGCUGAAAGAAGAGAAAGGUCUGUCAGCAACUAUGAGCACAGUGUGGAGGAAGUUGAACCAGCCAUUUCAACCCAACAUCCCUCACCUGCAGCAGCAAAGCCGCACGAAGUUCCUCUCUCACAGCUUCUCCCGGGACAAGCUCCAUCUGUACAACAUCGAGUGCAAGGACACCUUCUUCGACAAUGCCACAAGGAGUCGAAUUGUGUAUGAAAUCCUUAGACGCACUGCCUGCACACGGACCUGCCAAACCAUGGGCAUCACUACAUUAAUAGCUAAAGGGGUGUAUGACUCUGCCUUCCCUCUGCAUGAUGGAGACUUCAAGGACUCUAGGCAAGCAGAAGAGAAGAAUGAGAGACAGCUGUUACAUGAUGAAUGGGCAAGAUAUGGAGCAUUUUACAAAUAUCAGCCUGUUGAUCUUAUCAGAAAAUACUUUGGGGAGAAAAUCGGCCUCUACUUUGCCUGGCUUGGCGUUUACACUCAGCUUUUGGCCUUGGCGUCUGUGGUAGGCAUCAUCGUGUUCCUGUACGGCUGUUUCACCAUCGACUCCAAUGUUCCUAGUCUGGAGAUGUGUGACGAGAAACAGAACUUCACUAUGUGCCCUCUUUGUGAUCGUGUCUGCGAUUAUUGGCACCUGAGCACAGCCUGUGGCACUGCCCGCGCCAGCCACCUCUUUGACAACCCAGCCACUGUCUUCUUUGCCAUCUUCAUGUCCCUCUGGGCGGUAAUGUUUCUGGAGCACUGGAAACGCAGGCAAAACAGUUUGAACUACAGUUGGAAUAUGACGGGAAUGGAGGAAGAAGAGGAGCAUCCCAGGCCCAAAUAUGAAACAUUACUCCUUCAGAAGAGACAGAGGAAGAGGAGAAACAGAAAGAAGAACAAAAACGAGCCUCAGAAAAGUGUGGAGGAGAGCAGCGAUCCAGGCAAGGACAAAUGGAGACAGUGGUUGCUGUCUGCCAUGGCUGCAGGGAACCCGCCUGGAGAUGAGAGACUUACAUGGAAGGACAGAUUGCCUGGCUAUUUCAUUAAUGUCUCCUCUGUUCUACUAAUGUUUGGUGUAACUUUUGCUGCUGUGUUUGCGGUGAUUAUGUACCGCAUAACCGUCUCUGCCACGCUGGCCAUGAGUCCUGACCCCCAGAUCAAAGCCAGUGUGCGAGUGACCGUCACAGCCACAGCUGUCAUCAUCAACCUAGUUGUCAUCCUCAUCCUGGACGAGAUCUAUGGCUCCGUGGCUGCCUGGCUAACAGAGCUGGAGAUUCCAAAGACAGAGACCGGCUUUGAGGAGCGUCUGAUUCUGAAGGCCUUCCUCCUAAAGUUUAUGAAUGCUUAUGCCCCCAUUUUCUAUGUAGCUUUCUUCAAAGGAAGGUUUGCAGGCCGGCCUGGAGAAUACGUUUAUGUUUUCAACCAGUAUCGCAUGGAAGAGUGUGCCCCUGGUGGUUGUCUUAUUGAGUUAUGUAUUCAGCUCAGCAUCAUCAUGUUGGGAAAACAGCUCAUUCAGAACAAUAUCUUUGAGAUUGGCGUCCCGAAGCUGAAGAAGCUGUUCCGCUCCCUGAAGGAAAAGAAGCGAGCUCCUGAAGUGCAUGUGGAACAGACAGGUCGUACUCUGCGUCAGUGGCACCUGGACUAUGACCUAGAGCCGUUUGAUGGCCUCACACCUGAAUACAUGGAGAUGAUCAUCCAGUUUGGCUUUGUCUCCCUCUUUGUGGCCUCCUUUCCUCUGGCUCCUCUUUUUGCUCUCUUGAACAACGUCAUUGAGAUCCGACUGGACGCUAAGAAGUUCGUCACUGAGCUACGCAGACCGGAUGCCGUGAGAGCACAAGAUAUUGGAAUCUGGUACAAUAUACUAAACGGCUUGGGCAAGUUUUCAGUUCUCAUCAAUGCUUUUGUCAUCUCCUUUACAUCAGACUUCAUCCCACGACUGGUUUAUCAGUACAUGUACAGUGAGACUGGCACCAUGCAUGGCUUCAUCGACCACACAUUGUCUUACUUCAAUGUCAGUGAUUUUCAACCAGGCACAGCACCUGCUGGCUCCACUAUCACAGUGUGCCGGUAUAAGGAUUACAGGGAGCCACCCUGGUCUUCACAGCCCUACCAGUUCUCCAAACAGUAUUGGUCAAUCCUAGCAGCUCGACUGGGAUUCGUAAUACUGUUCCAGAACCUGGUAAUGUUCUUAGGCCUCCUGGUGGCCUGGGUGAUCCCAGAUGUGCCCAAGAACAUCAGCGAGCAGAUUAAGAGGGAAAAGACCCUGCUUGUAGAUGUCUUCAUGAAGGAGGAAAAGGAGAAGCUUCAGCUCAUCCACAGCCUUUUCUCAAAAGAAUCAGGCCAGUUGCUGCUGCAGGAGCCCAGGAAGCAGGUGCAGACAGUCUCUGAGCCCCAGGCUCCCUUGCCCAACCUCACCCAAGCUGAAGAUACCACUGCUGCUUCCCGUCCCCGUACCCGCGCACGUGCAGCCAGCUUUAGCCAAUUUACCCGCCAGGCCUCCAUGUUGCCCCAUCAUGAUGGGGGCACACAGACAGCAGUGUGAACUGGGCAAGGAGGGGUCGGCAAGAGGGGUUAGCCGGCCAUGAGAUCUUCAGAGUGCCCAUACUCAGAAUGGAGGACUAGCAGAGGACAGAGGGUAGGGCUAAGCUUUCCACUGAGUUCUUGAGGUGAAUUAGAACCGUCCAUACAGUGGUUCUCACUGGAGCUAACGCAAGAGAGAUCAUUAUAUAUCUAUCUCUGUACUGUAUGUCUGAGCAUAUGUCCACAGGCAGCGUGUUUUGAUUGCUUUUAAAGCUGUGAUGUAUCCACACAGUCCGCAGAGGCGAUCUCAUCCUGGCCUCUAAGCCAAGGCUUCAUAGGACCGCUUGCCAUAGGACCUCAUCCCAUGCACAGCAUAACUGGUUGAGAGCACAGACACUGGAAUGAAAGACCAGGAAUCUCAUCCAUGGGGCCUCUCGCACAUUUUUCCCCCAUCUGUUCUUAAGCUAAGAGGAAGAUAUUUUUUGACAGGACUCAAAAACUAAUGUUCACAUCUGGUCCAUGCUUACUGAACGAUUUGUGAAACUGCACAAACCCAAGCUGCUUUGCGAAUUUUAUGAAAUGUAGCGUAUCACAGCAAAUAAUUAUUCCCUUUCAUUUUCUCAGGUAACACCAUCACUGUAGGCUUUAUUUGUUUAUCUGAAUAAUGUUAAAUCUCUUUGUUUAUUAGAGACUAUGAAACUUGUUUGUUAAUAAGGGAUAAGGAACAUGAACUACAUUAUUGCACAAAUUGUAUUGUACAAAAACAAUACAUAAAACUUGAUGGGUGUCAAAAUUGUUACAGAUCUCUUUCUUUAAAGAUGGAACUCUUCACAAAGUGAAUUGUUUAGAUUUGUCAUAAGUAAACUAGAUGAUAAGGCUGUCUCCGAGGUAUGUGUUACCAGGUAAGGUUUUGUUUCUGCUUAGGGUCAACUAAUAAGCCGUUUCACUUUUACAACUCAUUAUUUAAGAUUAUUGUUUUUUUGUAAAUCAACUUGUGUUGUAUGUAUUAGUUGCAAUGUCUCACUUGGAAAAGGCCAGUCAAUAGUGAUUAUGCACUGAGAAGUCAGAUACAUGAGCCAAGAUAAUGUCAACCAUAUGUAGAGCAUAUACAGCUGGAUGUAUGGAAUUGAAAUCUCAAUCUAUAUUAAAGUUUAGACAUUUAUCUAAUCUCUUCUAAGUUCUUACAGAUCAUGUGUAGUCUCCUUUUGAUCCAAUAUUCAAAGUCUGCAGUUUAGCAUUUCUUCCAUGUUUCCAUGACUAUCGCACAGUUCUCUGCUUUUUGGUGAAACCCAUUAUUCACCCACAAGAUUGGACACCAUCAGCCAGGGACUAAAUAGCACAUAGUGGGAGGCUGAGAAAGGAAGACCAACAUCUGUCUGUCUCACUCUCUUUUCCUCAAAUGACUCAUUGGGUUUCUAUGUUGGCAGUGCACUGUGUUCUCUUGCUCUACGGGCAUGGACAGUGCCUGCCUGACUGUAUUCUUGACUGUCCAUAGUAGGGCAAGAGAUCAUUUUCCCCUUUUAUAAAUUAUUUGUCAAUUUAAGCAAACUUAAUUUUCAUAUCACCUCAUGCAGCAAUGUGAAUUUUUUUAUUCAUUAAUCAGUUUCCAUAGCUAAGAGAAAGAACUGUAUACAUGAGUGCCAUUCUAUGACUGUCAUACAAUAGUUUCAAAUUACAACAAACCAAGAUGGUUGUGAAGAAAUGACCCUGUACAUAAAAGAAUGAUUUAUGUAUGAUUUGGUAGCUAUGAAGGCAUUAAAUUUAUUCAAUUUAUUCAAUUUGUACACUUUUAACUAGCUAGCUAUGCCAUCUAAACAUAUUGUAAUGGUAUGCUUGCACAGAAGUAAUUAUUGCAUUGAACUCAUUUAUUGAAAGUAUAUUUAACUGGAAGAGAGCAUUGUGGGUAACCAGAGACAUAAAACAGGUUUGUAUGAUAGCUGUGGCAUUAAUCAUAAUUUCCUGCCACAAGUCCCGGGCACUGCUCAAAUAUAUUUUGUUGAUGACACACAUAAUCUUUCUGCAAACUCAUGUCAUUAUAUGAGAAUGUGAUACAGUGAAAGGACUGACUUCACCCUGUAAUUAUAAUCUUUUCUCUCUACUAACGGCAGUCUGAUGGCUGAAUAAUUCAACAAUGCUCCAGUCAGUGUGUCAUUUGGCUGGCUAAUGACUUAGAUGUCAUGACAGGUGUUGUCUGGGUGUAGGUAUACUGCACAUCUAUGCAGAAACGUGAUAGAUUAAUUAAUGUUUCAUUAAUGAAUAAAUGAAACCUUUAGAUGACCUUUACCAGUCUAGUGUUUUGUAUAACACCAUAAUAAUCAAUAGUUCCUAAUGUAUGAUGUCAAGUGUUUUUCUAAAGAGUUUUUCAUUGGCAAAUAGUUAAAGUGGUUGCAGUUAGAUUAGUGACAGGAAUCUGCCUCUAGCAUUUCUUAAAUAGGGCUU
Messenger RNA from Pangasianodon hypophthalmus (striped catfish), 5798 nucleotides. It is a transcript of the gene ano2b, whose product is annotated as anoctamin 2b. Gene Ontology annotation, biological process: chloride transmembrane transport. The record is from RefSeq and is a predicted model, not a curated record. Lineage: Eukaryota; Metazoa; Chordata; Actinopteri; Siluriformes; Pangasiidae. Gene Ontology annotation, cellular component: plasma membrane. Gene Ontology annotation, molecular function: protein dimerization activity; chloride channel activity. The transcript has 26 exons. Bases 136 to 3381 code for a protein of 1081 amino acids.